AUGAACAAUACAAUUCUAGUCGGUCACCAUGAUUCGAAGCGCAAUGAGAUCUUGUCCACUGCUCUUACGCAGCAGGCUCACAGCGCCAAUUAUGACAUGCUGACAUUUCCUAUCACAACCCCUCACUUCCACUCAAGAGUGCUCUCGAUCUUAUCAUCAGCAUUCUUGAAUGAUUCGACUGCACAUGAAGCUUUGCAUUCUAGCAAUGCAGUCCCGGUCUUCGUCGAGCCCCUUACUCCAGCUGACACUCAGCUGACCCCAGAUGACUCAAUCAGUUCCAUCAUCGGUGUAACAAGCACUUGGAUAGACUUAGGGUCUCCGGAUCCCAUUAUUGCAGAUGUUUCCCGUCAAGUCCUGAAGCUGGAGUUAGCAUAUGCUGCUUUUUGUGGAGUUAGCUAUGUCAUUAUUCCUGGCCCUCGACAUGACGCUAGUUGUGAUAUUGCUGCUUAUGCUCGAGCAAUACUGGAUGGGUUGAGUCAGGGUCCGUACAUGACAUUAUAUUUGUGGAUGCAGACACACCCCGAUCCUGUGUUGCAGAGAGAACAGGUUGGCGAUCUGGCCACUUUUGCACGGCGUGGCUACGUUCCAGCAGCAGAGCAGAGCGAAACUAGCAAGGCCGCUUUCCAGACGUGGCAAGCCUGGGACGCUAUCCGCUACAUUUGCAAGUACUCGACUAGGUUGUGCGUAGCACUAUCCAUCCCUGGAACUCUUCCUCCUCCUGCUGUCGUGUCUCGGUGGUAUUCUGAGCCUAUUCGCAUAUUGACCCUUGACGGUACCACGUUCGCCAAAAAUGCAAAGGGUUACCCGGCAUUAUCGGUCAGUCAUCAGGACAUCACUUUCAAGCUAUCGAAGCUCAAAACACAACCUUGGUUAAUAAUUUGUGAUGCCACGCCACUCCCAGCGACGUCGACUACCCCAGGUAAAGCCACAGAUGCAAACUAUCCAUCACUCAAGGCGGCACAAACCAUGCCAGUAACAGCACACGGAGAUCCACAUCUGGAUUACAUACGACACUUGCAGAACAAGCAACGAAGCCUCACGCCGAUGGAUCAGUUCGGUGCUGGCUAUCAGGACUAUCUGCAAGCGCCCCUGCAACCACUGACGGUCAACCUCGAAAGUGUGACAUAUGAGGUAUUCGAGAAGGAUCCUAUCAAGUACGAAUGGUACGAACGAGCUGUAGCUCGAGCUUUGCAUGAUUGGAUCGAGCACAGCAAACCGACUUCAAAUCCUGAUGGUCGCGUUGUUGUAGCGGUCGUCGGUGCCGGACGUGGUCCGCUUGUAAGCAGAGCACUGAAAGCGGCUGAAGAUGUGGGAGUCGACAUUGAUAUGUGGGCUCUGGAGAAGAACCCAAACGCUUUUGUCUUACUACAGCGACACAAUGAAGACAAGUGGCAUAACCAAGUCAGCUUGGUGAAGUCCGACAUGAGGACGUGGCAAGGUCCCUCAACCAACAAGAGUCUAAGCUCGAUACCCAAGACAUACAACGUCGACCCAGAUGAGCUCGAGCAGAACCAUAGUGAUUUGACAAAAGUCAAUAGUCAGAGCUCAAGCAUCCUCAUGCCACAGAUCAAUCGCUACAAGAUCGACAUCCUGAUAUCGGAGCUUUUAGGCUCGUUUGCCGAUAAUGAGCUCUCACCAGAAUGUCUUGAUGGCGUUCAGCAUCUUCUGAACCCGAUACAUGGCAUUUCUAUACCGUCUUCGUACACUGCCCACUUUACACCAGUUGCAGCGCCAAAGCUACACUCCGAUAUCUCUCUGUCAAUGGUACAUACGAAUCCUUAUGCUGCGGAAGUUCCCUACGUCGUGAUGCUUGACCAGGUCGACUUCCUUAGUACAAUGGCACCACAAUCUCAGCAAGACAGCACGUUAUUAAGCCCAACGAAAGCCAAAUCUUUCGCCAGUCUCUUUUCGACUAGCUCAAGUACACGAAAAAGUUCCUCAUCGGCGACGUCGAACCAGACACCCAAGACAAAGAGUGCUACUCCUCCACCUGCAACACCGGUCAUUCACACAGCCUGGUCCUUCCACCAUCCUAACCAUCAAAUCCAUUCCUUGACUACCACACAAGUGCCCACCAAUGCACAUAAUGCUCGCUAUUGUCGUUUUGCCUUUCCAAUCACCAAUCCAGGCACAUGUCACGGUCUAGCUGGCUAUUUCGAGACCGUACUAUACCCUGGUGUAGAGCUAUCCACCAACCCUCUGACUAUGGAGGACAAAAGUGCGGGCAUGAUCAGUUGGUUUCCAAUCUAUUUUCCUUUCAAGUCGCCAGUUUUCUUGGCUGAAGGAGCUGUUUGUGAAGUUAGUAUGUGGCGGAUGACAGAUGACAGGAAGGUGUGGUACGAGUGGUGUAUGGACGUUUUUAUGGCAGUCGCAGAUAUGAAAAUCAAAGUCGGAUGUACAGAAUUGCACAGCAGCGAAAAGGAAGCCUGCUUGAUGUGA
Lithohypha guttulata is the source of this 2439-nucleotide messenger RNA. RefSeq lists its product as uncharacterized. Gene Ontology annotation, cellular component: nucleus; cytosol. The transcript has 3 exons. Gene Ontology annotation, biological process: peptidyl-arginine N-methylation; regulation of DNA-templated transcription. The coding region runs from base 1 to 2439 and encodes 812 amino acids. NCBI's taxonomy places the organism in Eukaryota, Fungi, Ascomycota, Eurotiomycetes, Chaetothyriales, Trichomeriaceae. The record is from RefSeq and is a predicted model, not a curated record.